Plutella xylostella (diamondback moth) is the source of this 786-nucleotide messenger RNA. NCBI's taxonomy places the organism in Eukaryota, Metazoa, Arthropoda, Insecta, Lepidoptera, Plutellidae. The record is from RefSeq and is a predicted model, not a curated record.
UUUCUGUUUUGUAACAAGAAAAAUGAAGUAAUUGAGAUUAUUUUAGAAGACUUUUAGUAGGUAGAUAAGUCAUAAAAUAUAAUUGGUUUUUCAGCCUUAUAAUUUCAACUGAAUAAUGACAAGGAAUAUCAGAAAAGAAAUAUAAUAAAAGACCCAAAAUGAAUCCUAUGACAAAUAUUAAAAAUGUUCUCAAGUUAAGUGAAAGAGAGUUGUCAGGCAAUUCAAAGUCAUCGUGGCACGACCAGUACAAGGAUAGUGCGUGGGUGUUCAUUGGGGGACUCCCGUACGACCUCACCGAAGGAGAUGUCAUUUGUGUGUUUUCACAAUAUGGCGAAAUUGUGAAUAUCAAUUUGGUCCGAGACAAGGCAACAGGGAAAUCAAGAGGAUAUGGAUUCCUCUGCUAUGAAGACCAAAGGUCUACAAUAUUGGCUGUUGAUAACCUCAAUGGCAUUAAGAUCCUCGGUCGUACCGUCCGCGUGGACCACUGCGAGCAGUACAAGGCGCCCAACGCUGACAUGUCCAAGGUGGACGAGCUGACCGCGGCAGUGCGGAUGCAGGGCUGCGCUCCCUCGGCGCCCGUCGCCGCCGCGCUCGUGCCCAAACCAGAACCUGUGGCUAAAGUGGAACCUGAUGAUGCUCAGGAAAAACCCAAAAAAAGAAAAAAGGAAAAGAAAAGCAAAAAGAAGAAAAAGAGAAAGAAGAAGUCUAGAAGCUCAGACUCCGACUCUAGUUCCAGUUCAGAUGACUAAAGGCUUUUUGAAAUAAAUAGAUAUAAGAAUCAGGUGA